Molecule: messenger RNA, 6171 nt
Organism: Apiotrichum porosum
Lineage: Eukaryota; Fungi; Basidiomycota; Tremellomycetes; Trichosporonales; Trichosporonaceae
Exons: 4
Coding region: 1-6171 (2056 amino acids)
Biological process (GO): actin filament bundle assembly; barbed-end actin filament capping; mitotic actomyosin contractile ring assembly
Cellular component (GO): mating projection tip; cell division site
Molecular function (GO): actin binding; small GTPase binding
Source: RefSeq, a predicted model, not a curated record
AUGAGCUCCUUCUUCACAGCAACCUUGACUGGCAAGAAGGGUAGCGGCGACAAGAGUGCCAAGAAUCGCUCCAGCGGUUCGCGCGCUUCUGGCUCGUCCAACACCGGUCAGUCUUCAUCAUCAUCCCACGCAAACGAUCCCAACUCGUCCACAUCUUACAACCGCACGGCCCAAUCCCAGUCUCAGCCCGCAUCCUCUAGCUCUAGCGGCUACACAGGCUACAGCACAACAAACGGGCGUCGAGAGGAAGCGGCCGCAAAGGCCAACAUGACAAACGCUUCCUUCGAUGACAUGGUGCGGUCCGCCGGCAUCGACAUUAUGCCCGUGUCCAACGGCACAAUCCGAGCUGUCCCGCCGCCCACCGCCGAGUUUGGAGGACCUCCUAACUCAUACGCUGCAAGCAGUAUGAGCGGACACUCGUCUGGAUCUGUCAGCACUGCGCGUCGAGGGUCGGACACGGCGUCGCUGCGCUCCAUGGCGUCGACCGUGAGCGGUCUGCAGAGGCCCAAUGACGAGCUGGGACGUUACCCGAGCAUUACUCGAGCGACCCCGCCCCAAGUCUACGCUGCAGUCCCAACCGUACGCGGUACAACACCCACGCCCUCGUCAUACACUACCACGUCGUCCGCCGCGAGCUCGUACAAGGCUUCAAUCACCACGUCGUACGCUUCGUCUCGCGAGGCGGCGGCACAGGCAGCGGCAGCAGCAGCAGCCGCGCCCAGCCUGAGUUCAAAGCCUUCGAUGUCGAGGUCGUCGUCUGAAUCCCAAUCGCACUCGCCACACCCUCCCCUCCCCAACGCGACCUCCCCCUACCAGACCUCGACCUCGUACCAAACGUCUACAACGUCGUACCAGUCGACCACCUCGACCUCGUCUGCCCAGUCAACGCCUCGUCCGCCCUCGGCUGCGGGCUCUCACGCCCCGUCAACAUACACACCGUCAAAGGCAAUGUCAAUAAGGUCGGUCAUCACCCCAUCAACCGCGGCCAGUCGGCAUACGGAUAAUUUCCACUUUCCUCGCCCAGACGAUGAGACUGUCGAAGCCAUGUUCGCCGAGCUGGUGAACAACCGCGACAUUGAGGGCGGCUCCAUUGCCAACGCGUCUGUCUCGUCGCGCCAUUCGACCCAGUCUGUCGCCUCGGCAGUGGCACGGACGACUCAGACCCUCGGUGUCAACACCAAAUGGCAAAUGGUCGAGGCCGACGCUCGCUCGCGCUUUGAGACACAGAAACGUCACAAGGCCAAGGAGGACGAGGCGGUCAGGAUGGGACGUGGUCGACGCUCGGCAGCCGCUCUGUCAAGAGACAGUCCCGAGUACAUUAUCCGCAAGGUCCUCGACAACCAGCUUGCCAAGAACCACCUGGCGACGCUCAACGUCAGUCUCCGAACACAGCCGUUAGACUGGAUACGCGAAUUCAUGGACUUGAAGGGCCAAGUCGUCCUUGCGAACUACCUCAACACUCUGACCCACCGGCGGAGCAAAGGCGGCAUCGACGUGGACAUGGAGCUUGAACUGCUCAAAUGUCUCAGGCGCUCGCUCAACAACAAGAUUGGCGCGACCGAUGCGAUCAAGCAGCCGCAAAUCAUCUACUCUAUCGCCCACUCGCUCCUCUCGCAGCACGUCCAGUGUCGCAAGGUCGCAGCCGAGAUUCUCGUCUUCUUCUGCCACUGGGACGCUCAGAGCCCCGACCGUGUUGGCCUCUCAAUUGUCCUGCGAGCGUUCGAGCAACUCGAGUCCCAGCACAACGCCCAGGUCGGCGUCAACAGCAAGGUGUCCAAGUUUGAGCGCUGGAUGCGCCAGACGGAGGACUUUGCCCUCAGCCGAGGGCGGAUGGGCAGCGUCGUUGGAGCCCAGGGCGUCGUCAAGGGCAUGGAUGCGCAAGCAGCCGUGGACUACUGCGUCACCAUGAUCUGUCUCCUCCAGGGCCUGACCUCGGCCACGGACCUCCGCACUCGUGUCUCGGUCCGAGGCCAGCUGGACGUGGCAAACGUCCCGCGUGUCCUGGGGACGAUGAAGGAGUGGAACGACGCUGGUAUGGCGCGCCUCAUCCGCCAGUACGAGGAAGAGGAGGAAGCCGACCGCCGCGACCUCGCCGCCGAGCAGAACCGCAAUACGUUGCAGUCGUUCAAGUCCCCCGAGGAUGUUCUGCGUGCUCUCCUGGAGAGCACAAAGGGCACCAAGGCCAGCGGAUACCUCAUGAACACGUUCCGCCACCUCUUGCUCAUCAAGGAGGAAGGCGCCGAGCGCGACCGGUUCUACCAACUCAUCGACCAGCUCAUUCAAAGCAUUGUCAUGCACGACUCGCCCGACCUCAACCAAGAGUUUGGUCGCGCAUUCGGCAUCUCAGUGUCGCAGUUGGUCGGCAAGUUUGUCGAGCAGCAGCGCAUGAACGAUGCGCUCGUCGAGAUCCGCGACACCAAGACCAAGCUCGCUCAAGUCGAGCGCGAAAAGGCCGACCUGUCCGAGGAGAUUGCGCAGGGCAACCAGGGUCUUGUCGGUCGUCUCAAGGCCCAGGUGGCUGAUCUCGAGGAGAGGUUGAAAAAGUCGCGUACGGCCACCGAGAACCUUCGUGACCAGAUGGAGGGCAUGAAGCGUGACUAUGAACAGCGCAUCACCGACCUGGAGCUCUACAUCCAGGAGCUGUUUAACAUGCUUCGCGAGACCAACCACCUCGACCAGGUGCAGUCCAUGACCAACGGGCCCAUCGACCGUGCCAGGCUCAUCCACGAUCUUCGCGAGCAGUGGGAGCGCAAGAAGACUAUCCGCAAGCUCGAGGGCCGCAAGAAGAGGCGCGGCACAAACGCAAGCAGCGCUGCCGGCGACAGUGACAGCGACUCGGAGGAAGAAGGCGAGGACCACGGUGCUGAUAGGUCUGGCAAGAAGGAGAAGAAGACCCGCCUCGUUCGUCCCAAGGACGGUAAGGGUGGCGACGCCAGCAGCAGCAGCAAGGACGCUGCCAGGGCUACCAUUGUUUCUGGUUCGCAGUUUAUCGACGCCGAGGAAGACUCUGUGCGCGUUCACAUCGAGAAUGCGCUUUCCGAGGGCGCCGACCGCGUUUCGCCUCCUCGUUUCGGCACGACGUCAUACCGCAGCACGCGUACCGAACGUCGCACUGCUUUGAACGCACCUCCCAUCCAGGAAAAGUCGGCACUGCGCUUGUCCAAGAAGCCAGCCCUCCCACCACGCUUCCUCGAGGAAAUCCGAUACCGCGCCUUGUCUCGCAGCUCGUCUGCCCCAGCCAACAUCAACUUGAAUCUCGACGAAGAGGACGAGGACGGAGAAAACGGCCCGAUCGACCACGAACUCUUGCGCCAGAGCUUGCUCAACAAUGUGCCCCUGGAAUUCAUGCAGACUGUCCCCAUGGACUUUAUCAACAAGCGCGACAGCUUUGCUCAGCAGGUGCUCAGCCGCGCAAGGACCAUCCGCUCCGGUUCGGCCGAGCCCGACGACUUCCUCCCCACUGGAGGAUCUCCCGCACUGCCCACUCUGGACGAGGACGACGAGGCCAGGGCAUUGGAACAGGAGCAGGAGCAGGAGCGGGCUGUGGCGGACGGUACAGUGGCUCAUCCUCCACCCCCUCCUCCUCCACCACCUCCUCCACCCCCCCCUCCGCCUCCGCCUCCGCCUCCUCCUCCCCCGCCGCCUCCUGGACCCGGUGGACCUCGCUUUGGUCUCGGAAUCAGUGGUAUGGGUGGAGCCGGAGGACCACCACCUCCUCCACCGCCGCCGCCGCCACCACCCCCACCCCCACCUGGUGGAUUUGGUGGUGCUGGUGCCCCUCCUCCUCCCCCACCGCCUCCGCCUCCCCCGGGUGGUCUGGGCCUUCCUGGAGCUGGCGGUCCACCUGGUAUGGCCGGACUUUUGGCUGGUAUCAAGGCUGGUGUCAAGCUCAGCAAGUCGGAGGGCCCCACGCCGCGGUCAACUCCCUCGUCCACUCGCUCACCUACCCCGACCUCUUCGACUGUUCCCCGUGCGCCCAACCAGGGCAUCGGUUCACUUUUCUACGGUGUCAACGACUCGCGCAAGAAUGUCGCGCACAUGGCGUCCAAGAAGAUGAAGCAGCUCCAGUGGGACAAGGUGUCCAAGACCCAGCUUCAAAAGACCAUCUGGUCUGCUCCGGAAAACCCCACUGUCGAGGAGACGUUUGUUCAGCGCUUCAAGGCGGCCGACCUGUGGUCCGAGAUGGAGGACGAGUUCAAAGCGCGAGAGAUUGUCUACGACGCUGUCAAGAAGAAGAAGGAGGCCGAGCUCCUCAGUGUGCUUUCCCCCGACCUUCGCAAGCGCAUCGAAAUUCUCAUGGCGGGCAGCACGGCCAAGUCGUUCAAGGACCCCGAGCGACUCAGCGAGGCCAUUGCCAACUUCAAUGCCGAGCUCUGUACCGAGACCUUCCUCCACGAACUGCUCGGUGUGCUCCCCAACGACGACGACCGUGGCAAGCUCCUCACUCACAGUGCCGACUCGGAGGCCGAGCUCGAGUUGCUCCACCCUGCUGACCGUCUCAUGGUCCGCCUCAUCCAGCUCCCGCACUUGGCCGACCGUGUCAAGGGCAUGCUGUUCCAGGUCCGCUUCCAGCAAAACGUCGAGCUGCUUCAGCGAUCAUUGGACCUCCUCAUCGAGGCCUGUCGCGACCUGCGCGGCGCCAAAAAGUUCCAGACGCUGCUCAAUGUCAUUCUUACCAUGGGCAACUAUCUCAACGGUACCAACUUUGCCGGUGGCGCCUACGGUUUCAAGAUUGGCUCCAUCAACAAGCUUGUCGACACAAAGUCGUCCAACGGCCAGAACCUUCUCCACUUCCUGGAGCGUACCGUCUCGCAGCAUUUCCCCGAGCUCGAGGGCUUUGUGGAGGAACUCGCCAAGCCGUCCGAGGCCAACAGGGUCAACUUUGCCGACAUGCAAGCGACAUCCAGGUCGAUGCUUGAGGAGAUUCGCAACAUUCGCAAGUCGCUGGAGAACAACUUCCAGUCCGCCAAUGACGGCUACACGCGCAAAAUGUUCCGCUUCUCUGCCGCUGCCGAAGAGGACCUCCAGGCUCUUCGCGACGGUAUCGUCAAUGCCGAGUCGUCGCUCCGCGACGUGGAGACGUACUACGGAGAAGGCGAGGAGCACGGCCGCCCUGUGCAGAGCCAAGACUUCUUUGGCGUGUUCAGGACGUUCACCUCGUCGUACAAGUUCUGUCGUCAGCAGAACCGCGCCAAGGCCGAGGAGAUUGCGCUGCGCGAGCGCCGUGCCGCUGCCCGUGCCGCACUGUCGCCUCAGCCGACUGGUGCAUCUACGUCGUCGGACACCAACCUCAUCGACGCACGUCUCCAGCGCCUCAAGCUCGAGGGUACGCCGCGCAUCAAGCGCGAGCGUCGCCAGCCGGCUCCCCCGCUUUCACCGCUGCCGGUCACUACCGACUUUUCCGAUUUCAUGCUGCCAAGCGUCGACUCUCAGAACGUCGACUUUGGUUCAUUGGCACAAAAGAUGAUGCUCAACAUUUUCGAAAGCCCAGCAUCGGCAGGUGGUGGCAGCAAGAGCGACAGCCCCAGCCCCAUGGAAAGCCCUACCCGUUCCCAAUUCACUGCUACGCCCGAGGUGCCGACGCUGCUCGCUGACGAUGCGCUCCUCGAGCAACCCGAGGCCGAGCUUCGCGCAGAGGUUGUGGAUUCAAGACGGGACAGCAUUGCGUCGUCUCGUUCUGGAUCUCGUCGUGAGAGUAUGGCUUCAUCUCGUCGUGAGAGCAUGGCUUCAUCUCGCCAAUCUCUCCACUCGCGCACCUCGUCCGCCCGGGAGAGCACUUUGUCUCAUCUCUCCAACCGCGAGAGUAUCCACUCCCACACCCGGACCCACAGCACGCGAUCGCACCGAUCUCAUCCGUCGCAGGCCAGCUCGGAUUUCAGCCUCUCGCAUAGCACCGAUAUUUUCCUGUCUCACAGUACCAUCUCGACACCGAACGACGUGCCUGACGAGGCUGACGAGGACGACCAGCACGACCAUGAUGUGCCCAUGGUGAUUCCACAUCUCGAGGUGGAGGCGCCAAGCUUUGACGAUGCAGACGAGGACGAGGACGACGACGAGUUCCAGUUACCGGAGGGAGCGGAAAUCAUCUACCAUUCGGACCAUGACGAGGACGAAGCAGGCGACGACACAAUCGUCCUUCACACCCUUCACGCGGAGAGCUUGCUACUCUAG